Dichomitus squalens LYAD-421 SS1 is the source of this 1005-nucleotide messenger RNA. RefSeq names its product WD40 repeat-like protein. The record is from RefSeq and is a predicted model, not a curated record. The coding region runs from base 1 to 1005 and encodes 334 amino acids. Gene Ontology annotation, biological process: mitotic spindle assembly checkpoint signaling. Gene Ontology annotation, cellular component: kinetochore; bub1-bub3 complex; mitotic checkpoint complex. Gene Ontology annotation, molecular function: ubiquitin binding. The transcript is spliced from 7 exons. Lineage: Eukaryota; Fungi; Basidiomycota; Agaricomycetes; Polyporales; Polyporaceae.
AUGAACGUUCUUUGCCUUGCAGACCAAAUCGAACUCGCGUCGCCUCCAUUCGAUAGCGUGUCUUCCGUUCGAUUCUCACCAACAAGUCCUUCCCAUUUAUUGGUGUCAUCUUGGGACACGACAGUACGCUUCUAUGACAUCGCGACGAAUGAGCAGAAGUCCAAGUAUGACCACCGAGCGGCCGUCCUAGCGUGCUGCUUCUCCGACGCGACCCAUGGCUAUAGCGGAGGACUUGAUACUUCGGUCCGGGAAUUGGACCUCGAGAGCGAGAAGAUCAACCACCUAGGCCAGCACUCCGACGCGAUUUCAAGCAUGAAUUAUUCACGAGACCAAAACGUCCUCAUCACGGGCUCCUGGGAUCGGACGGUACGCUUCUGGGACCCGCGCGCUUCAAAUCAGCAGCAGUCCUCGCACGACCUCCCCGAGCGCGUGUACAAUAUGGACCUCGUAAACCAUAUCCUCGUCGUUGCGAUGGCGAGCCGCCUAUUCCACAUCUACGACAUCCGAAAAAUGGACUCGCCCGCGCAGACGAGAGAGAGCAGCUUGAAGUUCAUGACGCGCGCGCUCGCGUGCAUGUCGGAUGGACAAGGAUAUGCGACAGGCUCCGUGGAGGGACGUAUCGCAGUCGAAUAUUUCGACCCAAGUCCGCAAGCGCAGGAGAAGAAGUAUGCGUUCAAAUGCCACCGACAGACGAUCGAUGAUGUCGACCACGUAUGGCCCGUAAACGCGCUCGCGUUCCACCCCAUCUACAACACGUUCGCCUCCGCAGGCUCAGAUGGCACAGUCUCGAUUUGGGACCACAAGUCCAAGAAGCGGUUGCGGCAGUACCCCAAAUACCACUCUCCCGUGCCAUCGAUCGCGUUCAACUGCGAUGGGACGAAGCUUGCCGUCGGCGUUAGCUACACGUGGGAGGAGGGCGAGGAGGGCGCGAAGACUGCGGAGCGGCCGGCCGUGUUCGUUAAAAACAUUGGGGAGGAGGUGAAGCCGAAGGGCUGGACUGGGUAG